GCUCAUUCGAAUCGGUCGUCCCGAACUCGAGCCCGCCCUUACCUGCCGCCGCCGCAAAAAUGUCCGCCACCGUCUACAGCCUCCCAGCGUUGCCGUACGCCUACGAUGCCCUCGAGCCCAGCAUCUCAGCUCAGAUCAUGGAGCUUCACCACUCCAAGCACCACCAGACUUACGUCAACAAUCUGAACGCCGCCCUCAAAACGUACGCGACCGCGAGCUCUUCCGGAGAUAUUGCGGGUCAGAUCGCUCUCCAAGGAGCUAUCAAGUUCAAUGGAGGGGGCCAUAUAAAUCACACGCUCUUCUGGGAGAACCUGGCCCCCGCGUCAUCACCUGAGGCUGCGGAUCCUCAAAGCAGCGCGCCGACCUUGAUUGCGGCCAUCACCCAGACCUGGGGCGGCCUGACGGAGUUUAAAGCGGCGUUCUCAAAGGCGCUUCUUGGACUGCAGGGUAGUGGCUGGGGGUGGUUGAUCCGAGACGGGCCGCAACUGCGUAUCAUUACAACCAAGGACCAGGAUCCAGUGGUCGGCGGCGAGGUUCCAAUCCUCGGGCUGGAUUUGUGGGAGCAUGCCUUCUACCUUCAGUAUCUCAACAAUAAAGCAGCCUACGUUGAGAACAUCUGGAAUGUCAUCAACUGGAAGACGGCUGAGCUACGGUUCAAGGGAGGGCGUGAUGAUGCCUUCAAGUUACUCAAAGCGUCAAUGUGAGCUCUGAUUGGCAAAACCAGAUGUAAUUUCUCAUCAAACUCGCCCGAUGCCUUGUAGCGUAAUUACGAAUUUCAGAGAAAUGUCUCUAUGUAUACUCGCUAGCCUCUGGGAGCUCCAGCGCUGAACGCUGCCAUUCGAUAUGUAAACUACGAAGAGACUAGCCGCUGCAAAAUUUGUCGACGCCCUACGAAGCACUAUAACCCGCCGGUCGGGCUAUCAACGCGGCAGCCCUCGCGAAUGCGUCAUUCUAGCAGCAACGGCAACAACAGCAUUGCUUAUUCUUAGCGCCGCUAUAGUGCUCCGUUACAGCAGCAUUCGCGGAGGGUAUCAGCCUGGAAAGUUUACCCUAACCACGCAACUCUAAGGAACCCUGGUUGUGUUGGCGGGCUUGUGUAGAUAUAGCUGUGGGUGUGUAAAAUAGUAUAUCUCAUAGUCAUAUAAAGUAGUACUGCCUGGUGGCGGCGAUGCUUGCUCAUACUCGACCC
Molecule: messenger RNA, 1189 nt
Organism: Purpureocillium takamizusanense
Lineage: Eukaryota; Fungi; Ascomycota; Sordariomycetes; Hypocreales; Ophiocordycipitaceae
Product: Superoxide dismutase
Exons: 3
Coding region: 60-704 (214 amino acids)
Biological process (GO): superoxide metabolic process
Cellular component (GO): mitochondrion
Molecular function (GO): metal ion binding; superoxide dismutase activity
Source: RefSeq, a predicted model, not a curated record